Molecule: messenger RNA, 1653 nt
Organism: Saprolegnia diclina VS20
Lineage: Eukaryota; Oomycota; Saprolegniomycetes; Saprolegniales; Saprolegniaceae
Exons: 2
Coding region: 64-1623 (519 amino acids)
Molecular function (GO): acid phosphatase activity; ferrous iron binding; ferric iron binding
Source: RefSeq, a predicted model, not a curated record
CGGUCGCCACAGUUCGUUCGUUCGGUGCUCAUUUUCACAUAAGCCAAGGACUCGAUCAAGAGCAUGACGACGGACAGCACGGGCAAGAAGAAGAAGAUUGCGCUCGCUGUCGGUGGUGUCGUCGUCCUCGCCGUCGCAGCGACCGUGAUUGCGGUUGUUGCCACCAAGAAGAGCUCGGAUAGCUCCAGCACCUCGAGCGACAAGGCGGUGACGCCGGCGCCGACGGCCUACAACAGCAGCGCCCCGGACAACUCGACCAUCGACACCGCUCUCUUGCCCAAGAACACGACCGUCGACCCGCUCACGCUCAACCCGACGUCGGACCCGGAGAAGAUGACACCGGCGCUGACGAUGCAGGCGGUUGGCGAUUGGGGCAGCUCGCCUGGCAAGGUCAGCGGCUCGGACGACAACCCGGGCAGUUGCUGCAUCGUGUACGGCAAGAAGACCAACCCGUCGACAGCGCGCUACAAGGUCGACUUUUGGGCGCAGGCGUAUGUCGCCUCGCUCCAGAUGCAGUCGGCGACGCAGCUCAAGCCCAUCCGCGUCAUUGGCCACGGCGACAACUUUUACUGGGACGGUCUCGGCGGUACCGACAAGGCGUCGCGCUUUGCCAACACGUUUGAAGCCAUGUACACGGGCGACCUCAAGGGCGUCAAGUGGGUCAACGUCCUCGGCAACCACGACAUUGGUGGCGCCAACUACCUCUGUGGCGCGGCCACAGCGCAGUACACCAAGUGCAGCAGCGCCGACGAGCUUCUCACCAACCUCCGCGCCCGCGCCAAGUACCAAAUGGAGUACACGUCACCGGACAACAACCGGUGGCUGCUCAAGGACUUCUACUACGUCGAGUCGGCGAGCGCCGGCGGCGUGACCGUCGACAUCUUCAACAUUGACACCAACUACGCCGACAACCAUGGUGGCAUGCAGAUCUGCUGCCAGUGCUUCGGCUACGGCGGCGAUAUUUCCGGUUUCAGUACCAGCCACUGCGACACGGCGCAGCCCGGCCAGCCGCAGUGCGCGGGCGGUGACACAGCCCUCUACAACGCGUGCAUCAACGAGAUUAACGGGUGGGCGGCCGACAGCAUCAAGCAGGCGACGCGGGACAUUGCUGCGUCCAAGGCCAACUUCAAGAUCAUCAACACGCACUACUCGCCGCAACACCACAUGAGCCCAGACAAGCAGAAGGCGCUGUUUACGCUCACAAAGGACACCAACGUCCAGCUCUGGAUGAACGGCCACACGCACGCCUUCUCGCAUGACACGGCGUCGUGGGGCACUCACUUCAUCGAGAACGGCGGCGGUGGUGGCAUCUACACGCAGUCGGCCAACGCCAUGACCAACGCGUACGUCAAGAACGUCUGGGCGGCCGGCGGCAACCCGUACGGGUUCUUUGAGCUCAGCUUCUCGAAGGACUGGCUCAAGGCGCAGUGGGUCACGUUCGAUAAGAGCUGGGUCUUUGCUGGCAACAGCCUCGAAGGCACCAAGAAGGGUGGCCUUGCGCGCGGUCACUGCUGGUUCAUCCCGAGCGCCGCGUACACGGCCAAGGGUGCGCCUGGCAUCGAGUGCAAGAGCUCGAUCAACAGCUUCCUCGGCGCCCCCGAGUCAUCGAAUUCGAUCUUUUAAGACCAAGUGCAAUGUGAUCUGAUAUCUCAA